ACACUCUCUUAUAAAUUCGGUGAAAACACAGCAACGUCACAUUCCCAAUUCGGCCGCUGUACCGGCCGAUUGUGUGUUUAGUUUCGACGGUAUCGGCAUCCAAAUAAGGCAAAAUGAAAUUUACGGUUGCAUUCAUUGCCAUUCUGAGUAUAAGCUCAACAUGGGCUAUAGAAGUCAACAAGGUUGAAGACCUAAAAGACAAAAGAGAAGCUCCCGUCGGCUAUGCAUCACAGGGCAUACCAACUCACAGUUACCAAUCCCCAAUCGGGCAUGAUGGCGCCAAUUCCAUCAGUGUUGGUGCUGGCUACAGCGUGGGAGGUGCCAAGCCAUCUUACAGCUUUGGCGGCCACUCCGCGGCGCCACUCCAGUUUGCAUCUGAAGGCCUACAACCCAGCGGCCAUGCUACAAUCAAGCUUCCUCCCAUCACUCUUCAACCAAGCCACGGGCUAGCUGCUGGUGACCUUUCUCAGCUCAUGAAUCAAAUUUCUCAAAGCAUCAACUCUGGCGCUCUCAACCUUCAAUCAGCCGGAGGUGGUGAAUCUUACGGGUACGCGCAAGCUGCUCCUCAAGAACAUGGCGCACAAGAAUUAUCUCUUCCUCAAUACACAUUUGGAGCCCCGAAACUGCAACAGUAUACGUUUCCAGACCAACCACAAGUAGCAAGUCCACCAUCUUACGCAGCUGGCACCAAAGGCCUCGGGUCUUACGGCUCUACUGGCCCAGUCCUUUUCACUCCUUCCGACUCCCAAAAUAAUGCCGCGUCUUUGCAGAAUUAUGCUCCUAGCUCUGGACAAUCACUUGAAGGGUUAGGGGCUGCUUUGUCAUUAGGCGCUGCUCCCAGUUCGGGUCAUAACUAUGGCGGUGCUUUGAUUCCCGCACACUCCCUCGGUGAGGGUGCUAUCUCUCUCGGUGGAUCUGGACAUAACUUCGGUGGAGCUGUACAGUCUCUCGGAGGAGGUGGUCUCUCUCUGGGUGGAUCUGGACAUUCAUUAGGCGGAUCUGGACUCUCCCUGGGUAGACAUUCUGUAGGCGCCUCUUAUUCUCUGGGAGGUUCCGGACAUUCUCUAGGCGGACUAUCGUUAGGUAGCUCCGGUAACUCGUACGGUGGGUCUUACAAAAAUUUGUUGCCAAGUAAGGGAUCUUUCAAGCCAUCUGCAUACAUAGGAUCGUCUAUUCAAGGUGAUGCUAGCCAUGGAUUGUCAAGCUUUUCUGGUUCUCACGGAGCUCCAUCAUUUGGUAGUUACAGCAGCGGAGGACACGGUGGUUUAUCCCUUGCAUCAUUGAGUCAUGGAUCAAGCCUAGGUGGACACGGAUCUAGUCUUGGAGGCCACGGAGCGAGCCUUGGUGGUCACGGAAAUGCCUUCGGGGGAUCGUCGGGAAAAUAUCUGGCGUCGUUUGCUCCUUCGAAAUCCGAAGGCUUUGGUAACUUAGAGUCCGUCGCUAGCUUUGGUUCAAGUGGACACUCAUCUUCUCCUGGUAACUCUUACUACUCACCUUCGUCAUAUAGCCACUCUAACAAUGCACACUCUGCAUCUUCCUCCAGUCCAAAAUACUAUGUGCCGUCGAAAUAUUCUUCUAGCUUCGGCGAAGGCAGCUCGUCGUAUAAAUCUCCUAGUGGCCAUGGAGCUUACAGUUCCUUCUCUUCUGGACCAAAAUACAGUUAUGGACGCCAAAACCGUUAUCCUCAUGUCAAGGACAUCGAAGGAUCUUAUAGUGAAAAUUCUUAUAAUACGAUCAAAUACAGCGAGGAGCUAAAACCGCGCGCUUAAUAAAUAAAUUUGUAAAUAUGUCGAAUUAUUAUACAAAAAGAGGGCUUAAAAUGUAGAUUUUCCUGUAAAUAUAGGUAGUGAUGUGGGGCUGUGAUCGUGGUGCGAGUGUAGACAUGUCCCAGUUAAAGAUUACGGUGUUAUUUAUUUGGUAUUUUUCCGAUAAUUGGGAGCGCGGACACAUAGUGUUUAUAUAUUUAAUAUUGCAUAGUUUCGGUGACCGUGAUCGUAGUAGAUAUUUGCAGAAUCAAAUUAUAAAGUCCCAGUUACCAAAACUGCAAGAUUCUUGUAUGUCUUGAUUUGUAUCUUUGCUUUAAUUGCGAAGUAUUGUAGGAAAAGCUUCCUUUCUUAUCGCUGAGAUAACGGGCUAGAUAUGAAUGAUUACUUGUGCCUUUGCCACUUGCCACUUUAUGAAAUCUAUGUACCUCUAAUCAGUUAUGCACCGUAAGUUUCUGUAAAUAGGUAGUCUGUUAGCUAUUUAUUAUAAUGUUUAUUUGUAAGACUGUUUUCAAUAAACUUGUUACCGUGA
Messenger RNA from Plodia interpunctella (Indianmeal moth), 2295 nucleotides. RefSeq names its product loricrin-like. The record is from RefSeq and is a predicted model, not a curated record. Bases 114 to 1769 code for a protein of 551 amino acids. The transcript is spliced from 2 exons. NCBI's taxonomy places the organism in Eukaryota, Metazoa, Arthropoda, Insecta, Lepidoptera, Pyralidae.